Messenger RNA from Carassius carassius (crucian carp), 3128 nucleotides. RefSeq names its product ETS domain-containing protein Elk-1-like. The transcript has 9 exons. The coding region runs from base 746 to 2311 and encodes 521 amino acids. The record is from RefSeq and is a predicted model, not a curated record. Gene Ontology annotation, cellular component: nucleus. Lineage: Eukaryota; Metazoa; Chordata; Actinopteri; Cypriniformes; Cyprinidae. Gene Ontology annotation, molecular function: DNA-binding transcription factor activity, RNA polymerase II-specific; sequence-specific DNA binding. Gene Ontology annotation, biological process: regulation of transcription by RNA polymerase II; cell differentiation.
CACUAGAAGACGGCAACACGCAAAAGUUUUGCUCUCUUUCAUACAUUUUGCUCUUCAGCCGACCCACGUCAUGCCUGUGCGGUGACGUCACGACCGCACAGGGGACUCGUGGACCAAAGAGAGGUGAAAAAAAGAAACAAGUAGUCGAGGCGCUCGUGGAAACAGGAAGCAAAAGGGGGAAAGCCAAGCAGAGGUUGUUGUUGUUAGAAAAAAAAACUUCCGAAGGGAGCACUCUGUCUUUUACCUCCCCGUUAUUUUGAGCUCUUUAAACUGACAGUGCAGCCAGUCCGUUGCUUGGACACCGCGCUCUGAAGGAGGGAAGCUCGCGCGCUUCGCGCCGAAGUGGAUGGACCUGGUCGGGGUUUCGGUUUAUUUGACAUUCCUCACCGUCCACCACGCCGGAAUUAACCCCUUCUUACUGUUACCAUAUUGUUUUUAUAGGCAGGGCGUGACAUUCCACCGUUUAAAAGCGGCCCUGGUCGAUUUUACUGGAGUAUUUUGACGUUUGAAGAAGUCUUCAGUUCGUCUGACAGGAACGGUGUAACGUUACGCACAGGCAGCCUGAGCUAACGCGAGCUAGCGACUUAGCUGCUAAUGUCAACUAACAUGGAGGGAGAGGUGCAUGUGUUACAUAACAACCAAACGCAAUUAAACCACCGACUUUUGACACCCAGCAAGCACAGUUAUGGACGUGAAUUAAUCUCCAAAGAAUAAAACUGCCCAUAAACACAUUUAUUUGUGAGAGAUGGAGUCGAACCCGCUGAUCAGCGCAAUGGAUCCGUCCAUUACAUUGUGGCAGUUCCUGCUACACCUGCUGGAUGAUCAAAGUCAGAAGCACUUGAUCUCUUGGACAUCUGGGGAUGGGGAGUUCAAACUGCUGGAUGCCGAGGAGGUGGCCAGACUCUGGGGGCUGCGCAAGAACAAAACCAACAUGAACUAUGAUAAACUGAGCAGGGCACUUCGUUACUACUAUGACAAGAAUAUUAUUAAGAAAGUUAGCGGCCAGAAGUUCGUCUAUAAGUUUGUGACCUUUCCGGACCCCAACUCUGCUGAUGGACUGAAAGGACCUGAGGAUUCCCAGAGGGCCACUACAGGGGAGAAAUUGGAGCUGUCCAUUCAGAGCAAAUCUAACACAGGUGCUAACACCACCAACCCAUGUCUCUCCAAGAGCCUGCAGGUUCAGCGCUCCUCCCCUAGCUCAGUGCAACGCAGCUCCCGAAAUGAUUACAUGAAGUCUGGUCUCUACUCCACUUUCACUAUUCAAUCCCUACAGACGCCCUGCAAAACUGCAUCCAAAUUCAUCAAAACGGAGCAUCUCCUGAGUGACAACAGCCCCAAACCUGCUCAUCUGGACCGCACAGUGCACGAGAUGCAAAUGUGUCAGACAGAAGCACAGCAGGGAACUGCUCAGGUGCAGUCGACUAUGGAGAGCAGCAAUUUGCAUGUGAUAGUGACCCACCCCUCCCCAUGUGCUACACCUGCCCUCAGCCCACAGACGCCCUCUGGAUCUGUCACUGCAACCAUGAAUACUCAAGCACAGAAGAGCCAUAAUUUGGGUGACCCACCCCAGAUCUACUUGUCCGAUCCCAGCUCUCUGACCUCGCUCAUUCCUCUAGCUCAUGGAGAAUGUGUUGUCAACCCUUCUCAGCCUGUAUUUGUGGUCAUAAAGCCUUUGCCUGUUGGACUGGCCAAAGAGUCCAGCCUCCCGCCUGAAGAAGACCUGCUGGAGAUUGUCGAUUUGGAUGACAAAACAGAUGUUGAGCCAGUGUCCACAGUGCCUGUCUCUGGAGUUACAGAUGCCCCAAUCUCUGUGGAUGCUCCAUCACCCUGCGUGGAGCCGGUGGCCCAGCCUGUUGGAGAAGGGGAGGUGAAAGAAAAGCCUGAGCUACCCGAGGACACCAAUACUGCAUCAGCCUCCCUCCCAGCAAGCACGCAGGAAGUCCAGCCUCCUAAAUCAAAGAAGCCACGUGUGCUGGAACUGCCAUCCUCGUCUACGCUGCUACCCCCUGGACUCUCGCUGGAUAAGGUCAAUGCAGCGGUGAACAGCCUUCUGGCUUCUGGCAGUGCCACAAACACCUUAACACCCACAGUCAUCACCUCCCAUGCCCUGACUCCAGUGCUGUUGACACCAAGUCCACUGCCAUCAACCAUACACUUCUGGAGCACACUCAGUCCAAUCGCUCCGCGCAGCCCUGCCAAGCUCUCCUUCCAGUUCCCCGCCAAUGGAAGCAAUCAGAUCCAGAUCCCAGCACUGAGUGUGGACGGCCUAUCCACACCUGUCGUUCUCUCCCCUGGACCACAGAAACCAUAAUUUGCAAUUUAAUUCCCUUAUCUUCUGCUGUAGCCAUUGGCUACCUACCCAGCCAAUGAAAUGCUGAGGACGGCCAAUGAAAGUUGGGACACUCCAUAUCAGGUUCUGCUGUGAGUUGGGCGAGGCCUCUGCUCCAAAUCUGCAAGAGGAGUGCGCUCUCAGCUGUCCUUCACAAUUGGUUGAUGGAGCAGCCCACUUUUGUGAUUGAUGGUGGCAUUUGCAGAAACUAUUUGAUCUUUUGUUUUUUCCUUUGCUUUUUAUAUGAUCAUCAACGGUUAUUUAUUUAUUUCUGAUGUUUCUUGGUGCAUCGCGAGAUGCACAUUCCCGAAUGCUCAUGUGAAUUUGGAACUUGGAGAUCUCACUUCAUUUUUGAUUUCUCACAAUUCCAUUGAGUUAUGGAUCAGACAUGCUAUCCUUUGAAUGAAUCAAGGCAUUAAAUGCCAUUUACUUCACAGACGGAGUAUAGCUUUCUUCAAAAGGGGGGGGGGGGCAUGCAUUUGAAAUCUGCAAGUUAAUUUCUUUCUUUGACAUUACAUAGACACAAAUACAUAAUAUUUAGUAUAUAACACACUGUUGUUUUAAACAUUUUGUUUUUUUCCAUGGACACUUUUUGCUAAAGUGGCAUUGAAAAUGCCAGAGGAAUGUCACAGCCAUUCCCAGGAUUUGAAGAGGUGGAACCAGGGUGGAAAAGAUACAAAGAGAUUCUGAAUGAUAUCAGGGUCUGGAAUGUUUCAAUCUUUUUCUUCUAUGACAUCAUUCCUUUAUUUCAGAACUUUCCUCUUGUAAAUAGACAUUGCACCCAUUCCAAGAUUUGAAA